AUGAACAACCCCAUAGGUUCUGCAUCGCGGCCUAUCACGGAAUUUGACUAUGAUGCCGAAGAUAUCCCCCACAUCAUCCAAGCCAUUGGCUAUUCACGAUUAAGUGCGCAGUAUCUUCCUGGCGCGAUCCACCGCCCAAUCGCAUACCCCCCUGACGUCCUCGAUUCGCUGAGACCAUUCCCCGAUUCCAACAGUGGUCCCCGUCCUCGUGGCCUCUUCGAUCGUCAUCGGCGACUCAUUAGCCAUGUUCUUUCAUGGUGCGACGUGCAGUCCCUCUUCAAUCUGCGACAAACGAACUUUCGGCUACGCAAAAUCAUAAGCAGGCACACCAUAUACAGGCACAUUAUCAAAGCCCUUCCUCUAUACCACGCAAUUCUCAGCACAAGAUAUGCGCAACAAGUGCUGGUCAUCGACAUUUGGACCCUUCUCGCCACAGAAUCGUGUGAGAUCUGUGGUCAAUUUGCCAUGCUCAUCAGCAUCCCUGAGUGGUAG
Molecule: messenger RNA, 492 nt
Organism: Fusarium fujikuroi IMI 58289
Lineage: Eukaryota; Fungi; Ascomycota; Sordariomycetes; Hypocreales; Nectriaceae
Exons: 1
Coding region: 1-492 (163 amino acids)
Molecular function (GO): protein binding
Source: RefSeq, a predicted model, not a curated record